Messenger RNA from Saccostrea echinata, 1547 nucleotides. RefSeq lists its product as uncharacterized. The record is from RefSeq and is a predicted model, not a curated record. Lineage: Eukaryota; Metazoa; Mollusca; Bivalvia; Ostreida; Ostreidae. Bases 112 to 1356 code for a protein of 414 amino acids. The transcript has 23 exons.
GAACCUUCAUUGGAUUUUACACAUAGACGAUCGAGCUUGGAGUUUGUCAGUUUUAACAUUUAUCAGCAGAUGUACUUUUGAUAUCUGCACUUGACUGUUUUUAUACUCAGAAUGAUGAAGGGGAUUUCUUCUUAUUUAUUCUUAGUGUUCUAUCUAAUUCUCUAUCAAGCUUAUACCCAGUUAAUACCAUUGGAAGGGCGUCAAAAGAGAAAAUGGAUGAUUGGAAAUUUUAACUUGGGUACAUCUGGGGAUGUGAUGCAGUCCUUUCAAACAGAAUCAACUGGAUCCGAAUUACUUGGGAAGAUUUUUACUGUGAAAACGUACAAGGAUCCAUCGGGUCAAGUUCACACCGAAUCCAGAGUAGAGGAAUUUUCAAAAGGAGGGGUGUCUGUUGAUCAAGGAUUUCUAGACCCUGUUAAAGCAGUGAAUCGGGCGAUGACGAAGACAGUCGGCAGUAACAUCUUAAGCACCAGGAAUAAACAAAUGAUACCCCAAUCCAGCGUCUUUGAUCCGAUGCAGUCUGUACAAACAGCAAUGUCUGAAACAAUAAGUAACAUGGAUUCCAUGAUGAACAAUCGACGUCUACCAUCUGAAUCACGAGUUUUCGGUCAGAGACAGCCUAUACAACAUACAUUCUCACAAACAUCAUUCAACGUUGAUCGAAGAAUUCCUAAUCAAGAAUCAUUAUUGAACAAUGGAUAUUUUGGGAAAACCAAUAAAGUGUUUACACAACCUGAUAUUACCAGUGUUGGCAAUGGGAUUCGCACAGAAACGUCACAUGGUAGUCAAAGUGCCAUCUCAACGUUUGAUCCUCAAUUCCAUAGCUUGCGAAGAGGAGGAUCAUUUAGAUCCCCAGUUGGACCAGUUAGAAAACUUCAAACUUCAGCAGCAUUUACUCCAUCACCAAGAGGUUCCGGUGCCUUUUCUACAUUUCAUCCACAAUUUCCAAGAUCGAAAGAAGGUUCAAGUGUUUUCUCUACAUUUAAUCCAGGAGUUACAAGAACAAAAGAAAUUCAUACGACGCCUUCUCCACUUGUAAAACUUGUAGCGAAGAAGGUAACAGAAACACAAAAUGGGUCAGGAACCAAUGUACCCAAACCCAUGUGCAUAUAUAUAGACGAUCCAAUCUAUAAUACCCUAUGUCUCAUGAAAACUGAAGGAAUUGCCACGAAAAAUGUAUUGGAUGGUGUCACACAUAGACCAAGAAAAAACGAAACAAUAAAAGAGACAUUCAAAGGAGCCGCUGAUCUGGUAUCCUUUAUUGCCAAAGGAAUGUGUGCAUUCUGUUGUCAUGCUCAACUGCGAGAUCAAGAAAAAUGUUUUAAAAGAUUUUGUGAAAACAAGACCAGCUGUUGAUUUGACAUUGAAAACGUGUGUGUUAUUUAAACCAUUUCAAAAUGAUAUCAAACACUGUUUAAAAUGUAAUAUAUAUACUUGUAUUAUUGUUAGUUUAAAAUUUAUUUUAAAGAAUUAUUAUAUGACAUACAUCUCGUUAUUUACAUGUUUCUAUGAAAGGUAUUCAUGGAAAAAUAUAGGUAUUUUUAAUA